Molecule: messenger RNA, 2592 nt
Organism: Carlito syrichta (Philippine tarsier)
Lineage: Eukaryota; Metazoa; Chordata; Mammalia; Primates; Tarsiidae
Gene: NOC2L
Product: NOC2 like nucleolar associated transcriptional repressor
Exons: 16
Coding region: 361-2127 (588 amino acids)
Biological process (GO): ribosomal large subunit biogenesis; negative regulation of transcription by RNA polymerase II
Cellular component (GO): Noc1p-Noc2p complex; Noc2p-Noc3p complex; nucleoplasm
Molecular function (GO): histone binding; transcription corepressor activity
Source: RefSeq, a predicted model, not a curated record
GGCCAGCAAGCUAGCAGGGUUGGGGGACAAGAAGCACCCCUGGGCCCCCAUGGGUUUUCCACUGGGUUUGCUGCCUUCUACCUUCUCAGCUGGCGGAAAGGCUGUGCCUCUGAGCACAAGAGCCAACUUUCUCGACUGAAGGACAAAGACCCUGAGUUCUACAAGUUCCUGCAGGAGAACGACCAGAGCCUGCUUAACUUCAGCGACUCAGACAGUUCUGAGGACGAGGAGGAGCAGUUUCACACCCUGCCAGAUGCACUGGAGGAAGCAAGUGAGGAGGAGGAUGGAGCAGAGGGUGGAGAGGAUGGCGUCCCCAUAGGGCUGAAGAAGAAGAGGGAUUCUGUUCCUGUGACCCUUGCCAUGGUUGAGAGGUGGAAGCGGGCGGUGAAGCAGCACCUCACUCCAAAGCUGUUCCAUGAGGUUGUGCAGGCAUUCCGUGGAGCUGUGGCCACCAUCCAAGGAGAUCAGGAAAGUGCCGAGGACUGCAAAUUCCAGGUCACAGACAGUGCUGUGUUCAAUGCUCUGGUCACUUUCUGCAUCAGAGACCUCUUUGGCUGUCUCCGGAAGUUGCUGUUUGGAAAGACACCAAAAGACAGCAGUAGGACGCUGCAUCCAUCCAGCAGCCCGCUCUGGGGGAAGCUCCGCGUGGACAUCAAGGCAUACCUGAGCUCCGUCACACAGCUGGUGACCUGUUUGGCGGAAGCAACGGUGUUGGCAGCUGUCCUGCGGCACGUCAGCUGUCUGGUGCCUUGCUAUCUGACCUUCCCCAAGCAGUGCCGCAUGUUGCUCAAGAGGAUGGUGGUCAUCUGGAGCACUGGGGAGGAGUCCCUGCGGGUGCUGGCCUUCCUGGUCCUUGCCCGAGUCUGCCGGCAUAAGAAGGAUGUCUUCCUAAGCCCUGUUCUCAAGCACAUGUACAUCACGUACGUAAGGAACUGCAAGUUCACCUCGCCCAGUGCCCUGCCCCUCAUCAGCUUCAUGCAGCGGACGCUGACCGAGCUGCUCGCCCUGGAGCCGGGCGUGGCCUACCAGCACGCCUUCCUCUACAUCCGCCAGCUGGCCAUCCACCUGCGCAACGCCAUGGCCACCCGCAAGAAGGAGACGUAUCAGUCUGUGUACAACUGGCAGUAUGUGCACUGCCUCCACCUGUGGUGUCGGGUCCUGGGCGUCCUGUGCCCCAACGAUGCCCUCCAGCCCCUGGUCUACCCUCUGGCCCAGGUUAUCAUUGGCUGCAUCAAGCUGGUGCCCACCGCGCGCUUCUAUCCGCUGCGCCUGCACUGCAUCCGUGCCCUGACGCUACUCUCGGAGAGCACAGGGAUCUUUGUCCCAGUCCUACCCUUCAUCCUGGAGGUGUUCCAGCAAGUUGACUUCAACCGGCGGCCCGGGCGCAUGAGCCCCAAGCCCAUCAGCUUCUCUGUGGUCCUGAAGCUGUCCAGUGUCAACUUGCAGGAGAAGGCGUACCGGGAUGGCCUGGUGGAGCAGCUGUGUGACCUCACACUGGAGUACCUGCAGGGCCAGGCUCACAGCGUGGCCUUCCCCGAGCUGGUGCUGCCCGCAGUCCUGCAGCUGAAGUCCUUCCUCCGUGAGUGCAAGGUGGCUAACUACUGCCGGCAGGUGCACCAGCUGCUUGCAAAACUGCAGGAGAACUCAGAGCACAUCUGUUGCCGCCGCCAGGGUGUCUCCUUUGGCGUGUCUGACUGUCAGGCAGUGGAUGCCUGGGAGAGGCAGAUGCGGGUGGAGGGGACCCCGCUGACCAGGUACUACAGCCACUGGCGGAAGCUGAGGGACCGGGAGAUUCAGCUGGAGAUCAGCGGCAAGGAGCGGCUGGAAGACCUGAACUUCCCAGAGAUCAAGCGGAGAAAGGUGACAGAGAGGAAGGACGAGGACAGGAAGGAAUUUAAGGACCUCUUUGACCUGGAUAGUGCUGAAGAAGAGGAUGUCCAGGGCUUCUCAGAGAGAGGUGGGGCCGCCUCAUGGGCUCUGAGGGAAGGCGGGUGUGUGUGCGCCCUCGGUCUUUCUGCAGGUGGAAGCCCAGGCGUGGAGGGGGGCCUGGCCCCCGGGGAGCUGUGGCGGCUGGCCCAGGGGCCACUGGACGAGGUGGAGGACCUGCAGCUCUCGGAGGAGGACUGAGGCCCUCCCACCGCGCGUCCCCCUCCUGGCAGUCUCUGGAAGGGCCUGUGCUGGCCUCGGUGCAGUGGGGAAGACUAGAAGGUGGACAGGCUUUAUUUUUACAGCAUGAAAGACCAAACAUGUCGUGAGCUGUGCUGGUCCCUGGCACAGCCGCUGGGGACGGGACCACGCGGGCCUGCCUGCUGCCCAGUCCUGCAGCGGGGGGGCGGAGCGAGCUCAGCCCCCAGGGGCGGCUGGCCCUGACGGCAGCAUGUGGAAACAGCCCCAUGUGGAAACAGCCCCGGCUGCCGGGAAGGCUGCGGCCCUCUCCCUUCCUCAGCCACCUCUGUCUUCGGCUGGGCUGCAGAUCUCAGCAGCCCCGGGCUCUGCAGGCACCCCAAGAAGUCUCUGGAAACUGGCUCCCUUCCCCUUGGCUCACAUUUUCCUUUUAAAACCUUUUUGCAUUAAAACCAAACGGAGAACUAA